Lactuca saligna is the source of this 1014-nucleotide messenger RNA. Lineage: Eukaryota; Viridiplantae; Streptophyta; Magnoliopsida; Asterales; Asteraceae. The record is from the annotation of a GenBank genome assembly.
AUGACAAUGGCACUCCAUUACAAAGACGACGAGCAGCACCGACAACAACCAGAGAGAAUGAAAACGUUGAACUCUUCCGGAACAUCUAAAGAUCCUCAAUCGGUACCUUCUGACAUCAUUAUCGAAAUUCUGUCGAGGCUUCCCGUUAAAACGCUCUUACGGAUCAGGGACCGUGAUCUGUUUAUUUGGAACCCUAGUACUAGAAGAUCAAACAGGUUACCGUGUUCUGGUUCUGGAGGGCUACCUGUUAGUUACAAUUUUGGGUACGAUGAGUCUUCUGAUGAUUACAAAGUUGUUGGAAUAUAUUAUGUUUAUAAGGGUGAAGCCGAGUAUGAUGCGACAGUGAAGAUAUAUUCAUUGAAAACCGGAAACGGGAAGAGAAUUGGUGAAUUUCAUAAUGGUUUUUCUAUGGAUUGUUGUGUCCAGUAUUUGAAUGGAGUUCUUCAUUGGACGACUAUUCAAAAUUCUGAGUCAUCUUAUACGUGGACUAUAGCUUCUCUUGAUUUAGCAAAGGAGACGUAUGGAGAAAUUUUGCAACCUGCGUAUGAUGAAGGUUAUAUAGAUUUGAAUAUGGGGGCUUUGAGAGAAUGUUUGUGUGUGCUUUAUGAUCAUCAUGGUAGAAAUAGUGCAGAUGUAUGGGUGAUGAAGGUUUAUGGGGUGAAAGAUUCUUGGACUAAAUUGGUUUCUAUCCCAUAUCCUAUUGGUCGUCCGGUCUAUGGAUUUUCAGUGCCUUUGUGUAUUUCAAAUGAUGGGAAAGUUUUGCUGCAACAUGGGUCGGAGUUGGUUGUAUAUGAUUCCAAGAAUUGUUCAUCUUCAGAGAUUCAAAAUUUCAAUGAAUAUACUGAACCAUAUACCUUUGUUGAGAGUCUUGUUUCUCCCGAUUCCCGGACCCUAGAGAUAGCAAUCAGGCUUGAUAUCAAGGAAAAGUUAGCUUUUCUAAGACAGUGCUUGGUUAAAUUUUUUCUGCCCAGCUGUUUUAAAAACCGGUUUGAAUCGGUUGGUCGAACCGAUUAG